Molecule: messenger RNA, 1266 nt
Organism: Cotesia congregata
Lineage: Eukaryota; Metazoa; Arthropoda; Insecta; Hymenoptera; Braconidae
Source: the annotation of a GenBank genome assembly
CAAUACAUAGAUCAGUUAAGGAAAAACAAAACGACUAUGGCAAUCGCGAAGAUCAAGAGUUUUCUUGACAAUAGUCUAAAGAGUGUAACGACUCCGCUGGAUCGUACUACUACUUUAGAGCCUGAAAUAGGUAUCAGGAUUAUUCACUCACCGUAUGAUAAAACAUUGAGGGUUACUGUUCUUGGUGCAAGACAUUUGCCACAGAAUUUUGGAUUUACAAGAGUCAACAGUUAUGUUGUCAAGGUUAAAUUCUUCCCAGGCAAGGAAAAAUUUGAAACGACCUCGAAAAACGAAUCUUGGCCGCAGUGGAAUGAAGAGUUCACGUUUCACUUGAGAAAAGAAACUAAAAUAAAAUUUGGCAAGUCAAAAGUCACUGAAGAGUUUCUAGAUGGAUCUAAACUUAUAAUAGCGACGCUUUAUGCGAUUCUUGAGGACAAACCGCUGAUCGCGACUGAUAAGAAAGAAGCAGAGAAGGAAAAUUCAAAGGAAGGAAGUAAAGAUGGUAAGAAGGAUGGAAAGAAGAAAGAAGGAGCUACGACGUCUGGAUCCCAGGAGUCGAAAUCUAAUAAACUACUCGGUCAAUUAUUCAGCAAAAGUUCUGAUAAAGAAAAGGAUAAAGAGCCGGUUGUUGAAAAGAAAAGUAUUGACAAGAGACGAACUGUUGGAGCUACCACCAUUUCAUUAGAUGUUAAGAACUUUGUUACUAAACCACCUAAGGCUAAACAUUCGGAUGAAGUGUCUACUGGUGAUAUUUGGAAACCUCUCAGACCUAUUGCCAGCGGAAUAUCUGGUGCUGAAGAUAGGCGAGAAAGUAAAAAAGGACAAGUAGAAAUGAUUCUAGUACAAGAAAAAAGUGAUAAAAAAGAUGUUAGUGAAGGUCGAUUGAUAUUGAGCUUAUCACGAUUGAGAUGUUCACUUCAAACAAUGCAUGAACAAGAGUCGCUUAAAGGCCAGUUGUAUAUAAAAAUGUCUGUUGUUGAUGGUGGCAGAGUGACUCAUUUUUGGAAAAGUGAUCGAUUUAAUCCAUGUGUAUCGAUGAAAUUUGCGCAGGACCAAGCACAAGUUAUCGCUGAAAAUCCGUAUGAGGGUGCAUUGAAAGAUGUCAGUUUUGUUGUUAAAUUUGUCUCUAAAAAUAAAAUAGGUAAAAAAACGACAAUAGGACAUUUUGUUAUUGGCCCGGAUGUAGGUGGAACGUAUAGCGAACAAUGGAAGCAAGCUAUGGCUAAACCAGGAAAUGUUGUCACUAAAUGGCAAGUCUUUGAAUGA